CCAGGAUUCUCACGUCUCAACUGCCUUCUCUGCACGCGCCCAGUGCGGCUUCUUCUCCAAUCCCUGAACUUUGCAGCUUGCGACAUGGAAAUAUCCACCACAACUCAAGCCCUGAUCCGAUAGAGCACAACUCUGACCCAGGGGACUAUCACCCAACCGGCGGACUCUGGGCUUGGCCCCAAACCAGCAGACACGAUGGCAUCGACCAGCACUUCCUCGCAGCGCGCACCUGCUGGUGCAUCACCGCGCGAAAGCUCCAGCUCCGAGGCUAGCCGGGGUGGGAUCCGCAUCGUGCCCUACUCACCACCAAAACCUAUCGAGGACGACGACGACGACUUCAGAGCUCCCAUCAAGACUCCUACACGGUCCAGAUACAGUACCGCCUCGCACGGUCCCUACGACUCGUCGGCGUCGCCCGAGUCUGCACCGUCGUCAGCUGCUUCCUCAGCCAAUUAUUCCCUGGCCCGGCCACCGGCCAGGGGCGUUUCAGAUGGCCGACGGGGAUCCGUCUCGGGUGCCGCUGCAACCACAACGUCCCUAUUGGCCCCUGCUCCCAGGAGAGCCUCACACAGCAGCAGUCGCAGCCCCAGCCUGUCCCCAUCGCCCUCAUACAGCAGCCUGGACCACCAACCACUCUCGCCCUCAGGCCAGAUGCUGGGCCGUUCGCGCCGGAGCAACGUGAUUGAGGUCAAUCCAGACAAGACUUUUUCCGUCGUCCUCCGCUCCACCAAAUCUGCUGCCAGACCUUCCAAUGAGACAGCCAUCACCACCUCUAGCACCACCUCGGCGCCUUUGACUGCGUCCUCGCUCGUCAGCUCGCACGGACAGCUUUCAUCCGAUGCCUCACACCACGACAUUCCUCCCCCGUCGCCUCUCUCUUCAGUCCCUGAAAGCGAAAGCCCCCAGGUCUCGCCGCGCACUUCCGUAGCCGAACCUUCUGCUAGAGAACCAGAUACUUCCUCGCCUUGGAACUACCGCAUGACUGGCGGCGUCCGCAAAGUGCCCCAAACUCCCGAACCUAGCUCGAGGAGGGCGGGGACAUCGGGCAACCAGCAAGAUGUAGAGUCUUCCAUGGCCCGCGAAUCCACCGCCACGUCCACGGACAAUCAGAACCUCAUGGCGAAGGCGUCCUUCAGCUCCCAUGACACCGAGUCAUCAUUGGAUGACAACUCUAACCUCAGGGUCAUUGGCCAGAGCUCGCCCAUCGUACCUUAUUCUGACAGCGCUGUUCCGUCGCCCGCACCCAGCGACGCCAAUGUUCAGAUCCUGGGCUUCUCAUCGCCAGCGUAUCCGUCAUCGCCAUCUCGCGGGGCAGAUGUCCUCGACACACCAGGAAGCCGCAAUUUCAUUGUGCACAACACAAACACGCCUGGCUCCGGCCUGUUUACACCUGCCCGAGGGUCAUCUGUGCUGGAUACUCCAGGCAGCAAGAACUUCAUUGUCCAUGGCAAAGGCACGCCGGCCUCUCAGAUGUACACCCCCUAUGCUGAGUCGAGCAGCCUCGAGACUCCCGGAAGUCGCAACUUCGUCACCCACGGGCCCGUUUCUCGCCAGUCUUCUGUCGGCACAUUUCCGCGACACCAGCCUUCUGUGGACAGCAUGGCAGGCUUUGUGCGCGAGGAAUACUCACAAGAAAGCUUGAAGGUCUCACCACUGAACACAAACGGCAGGAGGAAGUCGUCGCAGGAUUACACCAGAUUCAUUCCGCGUGAAGCGGUCCGCCCUCGUGCUGCAUCAUACUCAUCCAUUUCCAGCAUCAUCAGCCAGGACAACACAGCACUGGCGCUUGCUCAACAGAACCUGAACACGAUCGACCAAGAGCCUUCAUCGGCGAUUACGUGGAAGGGCCCGUUCGGCACGAUCCAAUACCCCAAGCGCGUGGAUGCGCAGCCGCACAACUGGAGCUCGCAGCUCUCCACAGUCAUGUCCGAGGACGAGCGGAGCGACGGUUCGCGGAUAGCCAGCCAGUUCUCGGAGAGAAGUGGUAGCCAGCACAGCAGAAACAUGCUCAGUGCCUCAUCCAUGUCACUCUCUGCUGACGAAGCGCGAUCCCUGGGAACCCAGUCGAGGCUAGACCUGGAGCGACCGAGUCCGACAUACUUGCCCUCGCCCGUGAUCCGGAUGAUCCGCGACCAUGACGAGGACGGCGACGGAUUGGCGGAUCUGGAGUACAGCCAGCAGCUUCGUCAUAAAGCAUCGUGGUCCAGAGUCGGCAGCUAUAUCUCCCGCCGCAGCUCCGACAGGGACCUGCACUCUUCUGCAAGCUCUCGUGCAAACAGCUUCUCAGGGGGCGCCAUUCCUGCGUGGGCCCGGGUGUACUACGGCAGCGGCGAAAGGAAAUGGCUCGCAGCUCCGUCAAUAAGAUCACAACCAUCCAUGCAGUCCUUUGUGGACAGCCGCCGAGGCAGCUUCGCAGGCUCCGGAUCGCCAGAGUACGAGGAUGACAUCUACAACCCCCGACGCCGCGUUCGGGACGCGCAGAGGCGUGGCAGCAGGUCCGACUCGAUGCAGAUCAACGAGGUGCCACAAUACGCACGCGGCGUAUACCGCCCCAAGAAGAAAUCGUCGAGUAUCUGGUCGCCACAUCUAAAGGUCGACCGCAGGUCGACUCUGUACAAUGCGUGGGCGCCACCCUCCGUCGCCUGGUCGGCCGAGAGCGGUGCACUGGGGCGUCGCAACAUCCAGAUCAUCCUCUUCGUGGUUGGCUUCGUCCUUCCGUUUGCCUGGAUGAUUGGUGCCUUCUUGCCUCUGCCAGUGGCGGUGCACCUCAAGAGUGCGAACCCCGACGACAGUCAAACAGAGCUCGGUGCUCCGGUCCAGGAGAAGAUUCGGGACGACCAACACUUUGCUUUCGACGAUGCUCAGUAUCAGAGCGCAAGAUGGUGGCGCAACCUGAACCGCGUAAUGAGCAUUGUAGGCAUCCUCGUCCUCGGCGCCGUUGCUGCACUUGUCGUUAUCGGCGUCAAAGACCGUUGGGCCCAGUAGGGUCACAAUUGGGCCAGUACAACCACGACGUCUCGGUGAAAUCUUGCCAGUCAAUCACAAACAUCCACCAUUAAUUUUUUUUUUCGCAACAACACAUUUUCAUUUCUAGCAAGCGUUGCACUUUUGCAAAAGGGUGCCUCCAGGCCACGAGUCCUGGCGCACCCUCGUCCGACCUCAACGAGUUUGUUAUUCGCAGAGUCCUUUCCUCACGAAGCAGAAACGACGCAACCACACCAGGCGCAACAUCUAUUUUCCUUGCCACUAUAGAUAUCCUUUGAUUUCUUGGAAAUGUCUCGUCUCAGAGAA
Messenger RNA from Microdochium trichocladiopsis, 3291 nucleotides. RefSeq lists its product as uncharacterized. The record is from RefSeq and is a predicted model, not a curated record. Bases 196 to 2985 code for a protein of 929 amino acids. NCBI's taxonomy places the organism in Eukaryota, Fungi, Ascomycota, Sordariomycetes, Xylariales, Microdochiaceae. The transcript has 2 exons.